Molecule: messenger RNA, 582 nt
Organism: Adineta ricciae
Lineage: Eukaryota; Metazoa; Rotifera; Eurotatoria; Adinetida; Adinetidae
Source: the annotation of a GenBank genome assembly
AUGCAAACAAUUUUCGUUCUUUUCACAUUAGCUGUGAUUGCUAAUGUUCAAGGUGACUAUAAUAAACUUGAAUAUCAAGUUUUAUCUUCAAGUGGUGCUGAAAUUCUCGAAGCUGAUGUCACACCCAUGCCAAUUCUAAAUCCUGGAGAAGCACUUCUCACUCUUCGCGCUAAUCUUAAGAGACCAAUUCAAAAAAUUCGAACUGUCCUUAAAAUUGUCCGUACAGUCAGCGGUAUCACUCUUCCAGUCAAAUGCUACAAAAUCGAUGGUGUAGAAGUCGGCUCAUGCGAUUACGCUGAUUUAUGUGUUGUACUUCAAACAAUGUUACCGUCAUUUAGACCAGAAACUUGUCCACCAACAGCUGCUAACUAUGGUGUUGACUGUAAUUGUCCAUUCAACAUUCCUGCUGGCUCAUUGAACAUCAUCAAAGAAAAAAUGGUCUUACCAGAUGCCCAAGCCAGUAUCGCCAGUUUUAUGGCUUCAGGAGAUUUCUCUUUUCAAUUGGAUACUUAUGAUUCACAAGGAUCCUAUGCGAAUAUUAUUAUCAAAUUCACCGUUAAACCAGCUAAACCAUCCGGUUAA